AUGGCUUUCACUGUGCUAACUGAUCGUAAUGUCAAACAAUUACUGAGCGAACUCACCCCGAAAGAUACGCACGAACUCAUUACUGGCUUGGAGCAAGUUCUUGCAGCUUACUCGAGCCAGAAUGAGAAGCAGUUUCAGCCUGAACGUGCUGUUGUUUCUCGGACACACGAGAACAGAAGCCUGUUCAUGCCCGCCACAACACCACAGUCAAUCAGUGUAAAAAUUGUAGGCAUUACGGACUCUUCCAAUUCCAUUGUCGCCUCGUCGAAGGCAUCACCACCACGGCCAGGGAUAUGCAGCGUCCUUACCUUGUGUAAUUCUGUGGGCGAAGCUAUUGGUAUACUUAAUGCUGCUGAGCUUACGGCAUUCCGAACAGCCCUAGGAUCUAUGCUUCUCUACCAGUUUCGUAAGGACACUGGUAACAUUGUCGUCUUCGGCUCAGGGAAACAAGCGGAGUGGCAUAUUCGUCUAGCUGUGUUGCUACGUGCGCAGGAUAUCCGCAAGAUCAUUAUCGUUAAUCGGAGCCGCGAGCGAACACAAGGGCUAGUCGCAAACCUUGUUGGAAACCCCUCUUCGCCUUGGCCAUCACAUAUCAAAUUGUGUCAACUUGAUGAACGCAACGAAAAUCUCGAGGAUGUGGUAGUAGCUGCGGACGUCAUAUUCUGUACCACUCCAUCUACCGAACCUCUUUUUCCAGCGAAAUUUCUCACUUCUGAGAUAUCUCGGGACAAGGCUCGAUACAUCGCUGCUAUCGGCUCAUACCGACUGGACAUGGCAGAGAUCGAUCCGGAACUCCUCAAGACUAUAGUGGAUCCCUCUGGAAUAUUCUCCCAGAAAGUUUGGGAAGGGCAUGUCGUAGUUGAUACCCGCGAAGGUUGUCUGCAUGAGGCUGGAGAACUGGUCAGCGCAGGUAUAGACCCGAGUAAGAUGCUAGAGGUCGGACAAGUUAUAGGAUCCAACGGUGCUGCUUCUGCGUAUUCUGAAUGGCUCAGAAGCGGGUUCGUCGUUUACAAAAGCGUUGGAGUAGGUGUUAUGGACAUUGCAGUAGGACAAAAGCUGUUGCAACUUGCAAAAUCCAAGGGUAUUGGGUUGAGUUUGGCAGAUUUUUAG
Messenger RNA from Bipolaris maydis ATCC 48331, 1110 nucleotides. RefSeq lists its product as uncharacterized. The record is from RefSeq and is a predicted model, not a curated record. Lineage: Eukaryota; Fungi; Ascomycota; Dothideomycetes; Pleosporales; Pleosporaceae. Gene Ontology annotation, cellular component: cytoplasm.